This is a messenger RNA of Triplophysa rosa, 4249 nucleotides long. It is a transcript of the gene oxtra, whose product is annotated as oxytocin receptor a. The coding region runs from base 1488 to 2660 and encodes 390 amino acids. Gene Ontology annotation, cellular component: membrane. Gene Ontology annotation, molecular function: vasopressin receptor activity; peptide binding; oxytocin receptor activity. NCBI's taxonomy places the organism in Eukaryota, Metazoa, Chordata, Actinopteri, Cypriniformes, Nemacheilidae. The transcript is spliced from 3 exons. Gene Ontology annotation, biological process: regulation of systemic arterial blood pressure by vasopressin; maternal process involved in parturition; G protein-coupled receptor signaling pathway. The record is from RefSeq and is a predicted model, not a curated record.
UCAAAUGUUCGUGAUGAUACAUGUGCUAGCAUUUCACUCUUGGAUUUACUAAAAGCAAACAAACUGUUUCCUUGCAAUGGCCCCAUGGGAUUUCACUCAAACAGGUGUAAAUCACUCCAUGCCGUUCAUCAUGUUAGCCAGCUUUGCAGAGCUCUCGUAUCUCACCAUCAUUCAUUAUCAUGAGCCUCAGUGAGAAUAUUCCACUGUUGGAUGUUUUAGGAACACAGCAAAAUGUGAUAUUGAGCAUAGUGACUAUCUAUAAUGACGAUCUGGUGAUCUUAUUGUCUGUCUGCAACACUUUUAGGGUUGGAUCCCUGGAAGAAUAGAAUUUAUAGCGUUAUCUACACACAAGGACUCUUGGCAAUGGUUUUUAGAAAGCAUACGGUUUAAAGAACAGAUGUGUCAGGGCUUUUCAUUCUAGAUUAUGAAAAACACAUGAUCUGACAUUGACAAGUUUUAAUGUGUGUGAAUAAUUUUACUUAAUUUAGUUUAUUAAGUUUUUUAUAAUUGUUUAUGUCCUUCUUUUGGUUUCCUAGAAGCCUGUUCGACUUUCAGAGAUUCUCUUGAUCCUGCUAUGCAGUGUGUAUCCACUUAGAAAGGCUGACGCAUAUCAUGAUGACUCUGUUUCAUUUGAUGGAGUGUAAUAUAGUGUGGUUGGUGUUUGAGGCAUACUAAUAAGUCAUUUUGAGACAUACUCCAAAUGUGACCAGCUGCUUAGAAAGUGUACAGCAAUAAGUGACCUAUAAGCCUUAAAAUGAGUCAAGUUUGAUUUGUAGAAUAAAUUAAAUCACAAAAAAUGACUUCAACAGGGUUUUCACUGGGUUACAUAUUUGCUUUUUGAUUGCUUUUUUGCUUUAUACAUUAUAUCUAUUUUAAUUAUUUAAAUUUCUUGGGUAGGGUUGAGUCAAUAUUUAGUAAUAUGUAUUAGUAAAAUGUUAACAUUAUGUUUACUGUAUACAAUUAUUUAUUAAUAAAAGUAUUUGAUAAAUGUUUUUAAUGUGUACACUACUAUGCGCGUACAGGCUUGUGAAUAUAAAAGUAAAAUACAGUGACAAAUUUUAAGGCAGCUAAAAAGCCACAAUUUCCUCCCUUCGGGCUCUGUUAGACUGCAAUAGAGGAACCUGCUGAUUUCCAAUAGCGCACAUGGACCCCUAGUGGAUGUCAGUGGGAAGUUUUAAUAGAGAUCCAUUGAGAAGAUGUAUAAGUGGGUGACAUUGUGACGCGGUUCAUUCAGUGCGAGCUGAGUGAAAGAAAAGGAGGGUUCUCCAGCUUCAUGAGUCUCCUUUACGCACAGACUGACAGCGGAUAGAAAGCCUGUUAAAAUGGAUAAAAUUGUUAUAUUAAAGGUUGAAAGGAACACCGUGCAGUAAGUGUUUUUACCUGGGUCUCCAAAUACGUGUGGUGACACCUGUUAAGUCGAAAGCUGGUUAUGCGUAAAGAAAGCAGAUCGAUUAAUACAUGUUAAGUAGUCGUGUGCUUUUGGCACCAUGGUGGACAUUCUCAUGGAUAAAGACUUUUGGUCCUUGAACGAGUCAUUUAAAAACUCCAGCAUCGAAAACAGCACUUACAGUGUGAACCAGACGGCGAAUCCCCUGAAGAGAAAUGAAGAGGUGGCCAAAGUGGAAGUCACCGUGCUGGCGCUGGUGCUGUUCCUGGCGCUCGCUGGGAACCUAUGCGUCCUCGUUGCUAUCCACACAGCCAAGCACAGUCAAUCCCGCAUGUAUUACUUCAUGAAGCAUCUGAGCAUCGCAGACCUCGUGGUUGCCGUCUUCCAGGUUCUCCCUCAACUCAUCUGGGACAUCACUUUUCGGUUUUAUGGACCAGACAUCCUUUGCCGAUUGGUGAAGUAUUUGCAAACCGUGGGGAUGUUCGCAUCCACUUACAUGUUGGUACUGAUGUCCAUAGACAGAUGUAUGGCGAUCUGUCAGCCCCUUCGUUCCUUACACAGACGAAAGGACCGUUGUUAUGUGAUUGUUUCGUGGGCACUAAGCUUACUUUUCAGCAUCCCACAAGUUUAUAUAUUCUCCUUAAGGGAGAUGGGUGAUGGAGUAUAUGACUGCUGGGGAGAUUUCGUGCAGCCUUGGGGAGCCAAAGCCUACAUAACGUGGAUUAGUCUGACGAUAUAUAUCAUUCCAGUGGCCAUCCUGAGUGUCUGCUACGGUCUGAUAAGCUUUAAAAUAUGGCAAAACUUUAAAAGGAAAACUAAGAGGGGUCAGUGUAUCACUCUCACACCUACUGCAUCCAAAUGCCACGCGGUCGCGCGGGUCAGCAGCGUCAAGCUCAUUUCCAAAGCCAAAAUCACCACGGUUAAAAUGACUUUUGUUAUUGUCGUGGCUUACAUAGUGUGCUGGACACCGUUUUUCUCCGUGCAGAUGUGGUCUGCUUGGGAUCCAGAAGCACCGAGAGAAGCAAUGCCCUUUAUCAUCUCCAUGUUACUGGCCAGUCUAAACAGUUGCUGUAACCCUUGGAUCUACAUGUUUUUCGCUGGACAUCUAUUCCACGACCUAAAGCAGAAUCUGUUCUGCUGCUCCACGUCCUAUCUGAAGUCCUCUCAAAGCCGAUAUGAUCCAGAGCACGAGUCCCGUAAGAGCAACUCCUCCACCUACGUGAUCAAAAGUACCAGCAGCCAAAGGAGUAUUACCCAGACGUCUGUCACAUAAGCCAGAUAUACCUCUGAACCAUUUCUGACACUUCUGAAAGCCAGAUAAAGGAAUCCCAAAAUAGAAACUGACAAGAGAAGACUUUAAUUGAAGCUGCAUUUCACAAUCCAUUUGCUUCAGUUGUUGUGUAUACUUUUGGGAAUUAUCUCACAUAAUUUGUUGAAACGUGCCCAUUUUCAACGCCAUCAGAUGAACCUCCAGGGACAAACUCUUCAAGAGUAAAUACUUCUAUAUCUUUAUGUAUUGUCCUUUUAGACAUUACAGCAGGACAUUUGUGCGAUCUAAACAUGGGAAAAAGUCCAUAUAUAUUUUCAGGUGAACCUGAAAAUUUAUAACUGAAACAUAUUCCAGCACUUUGGUUUGUAUUACAGAAGUCUCCUGGAGAAGUCUUAUUCUCUCUCUAGCGGUUUACAGUGCAUAAGUAAAGAGUUCAUAACUGAAGAGGGAACUUCACAGGCCCUGGGAAAACAAUUUUGGGUAGAGAACCUUUGCGGCAGACCCCUACUUCAUCACAGGGCAUGAGACAAUGUUCCCAAUGUUCCCAGUUUCCUCCGGCGAUGGCUCUGCAGCAGGAUCAUAUUACUGUAUAAUGAUACUGGGAACUGUUGGUCAGUGUGCAAAACAUUGCACAUGUGGAUUUAAAACAAGGACAUUGGAUAAAAACAAGAUGUGAAUGACGCUGCAGAUUCUGAACUUCUACAGUAUCAUCUGUUCUGUAUAAUGUCCCAUUACAAACAGUUGCUUUGAAUUUUUGUUGAUUUUUAAAAAUGACUUUGCAUUAUUUUAAGACAUUAACAUUCAUGUCAAUAGUGUUCUUUCAUAUUUUACACACACACUUUCCUGUCAAGGUCCACAGCUAUUUGCACAAAUGGAUUUCCGCAGUGUUGUAACCAAAUAGUGUACGACAAAAACCCCAAUGCUGGUUUAGAGGUAAGGAACUGGUUAUUCUCUCAUUCUCUCAUUUGGUCUUGUUAAAGAGAGUGUUGUGUAGUCAAUACGAUUCAAAUGUUUAUUUCAGUUAACACUGAUAUUUUUUCUUAUGUUGCUCUAAAAACGUUUGUUGUCAAAAUUAAUGAAAUAUUCUAAAGAAAAAAUGUUUGUUCACUAGAGAGGACAAAUAAAUUUAAUAAAGUUGUUUAAUAUCUCUGCAAACAGAAUAUAAAAAAAUCAAGGCGGCAUUAUCCGCUGAAGAUAUUUAUUUUACAAUAUUUAAGGGUUACUUUCAAUCUAUAAAGCUACUGAGUUUUUCCUCCUGAUCAAAAUACUGCCUAUUUACAUUUGAUACUGUAUGUGUAGCUGUAGGUUUUAUUUAUUGAAAUCAAUUGUAUGUGUUAAUAUGUCUAACUGUGAGUAAAUGUUUUGAUAAGUGGAGUACUUUAUAAUAAGGCAUGUUUUGUCCAACUUUAAUAUUAAUCUUCUAGCUAGUUGUUAAAAUCAAAUAAAUGAAACAGAUUUUUAUGGCAGCUUGAGAAAAUGUGAAAUGCUUAAAUAAUGAGGCGUUUGUUUGUAGCAUGAGCAUCAGUCUGUCAUAUCUGGGUUGGCAAAUUUGAUGUUCCAGCUAGUUGGUUUCAUAAAGCCCAAAACUCUAU